GUUUUCCAGUGCAGAAGACUGAGAAAUCAUCCGCUUUAGGGCAAAACAUACCAGAGUCAUGAAACACCGCGUGGCCCAGAGCCUCAGAGGCAGAAAGUCCUGGAAAUAAUCAGGUCAGACCGGUCCGUCCUGUUCUUGUGCUAAGGUCUAUCCAGUAACACGCAACAUCACGGGUUAUGUUCCAAAUGCCUUGUGAUUAAACCCCGAGUGCUCCGAUUAGGGCGCAGGAGGGAUUACUGAACAGACUAGUGCUCCUUUACAGAGAGGAGGGAGGUUUGAGACCUAGCCGUUCUCUCGAGAAUUCAGUGUUGCCAGAUUGAUGAAUUACCCAUCAAUUUAUCAUAUUCAUUUGAAUAGGCAAAUAUGGUGGCGUAUCCAAUUGUGGAUUUUUUUAAAGAAUAGAUUAAUCAGAAUUUUUACUGAACGUAUCAUUUCAAUUAUUUAUUCCGAUCUGGCACCUCUGGCGGAACUCCAGAUGUUGCCAGCGGCGACUCAACAGGAGAAUGGAGUAAUGAAGUGUUGCAGCGGUUAGUCAUCGUGCGAUCCACAACUGAGAACCUGAAGAACAUCCGUGUUGUGUGUGGUGUCCGUGUGAAGAACAUGAAGCCGAAUGAUGAGAUUCAGAAGCCAAUUCGGUUAAUAGCGGCAGCGUGCAGAAACAUGGGCAUAGGCAAUGAUGGUCGCCUUCCGUGGAAUCUACCGAUGGAGUUUCAGUACUUUUUGAAUACCAUCACAGCUGUGUUUAAACCUGGAAAAAAGAACCUGAUCAUAUGGGGUAAACACAGCUGGUUCACCUGCCCAGAGAGUGUUUUCCCCCUGGCCAACAGCCUCAAUGUGGUUCUAAGCAAAAAGUUAAUGUCUGUCCCAAAGCAUGCACACUACCUGUGUGAGGAGUUUGCCAGUGCAGUUAAAUUGGCUUCUCGUCUUCCUCUUAGUGAUCAUAUAGAGACCAUCUGGAUCUUAGGAGGGACUCGAGUGUACAAGGAAGCUCUGGAGCACCCUUGGUGUGACCUCAUCUACCUCACUGACAUCAUGGCUGACUUUGACUGUGAUGUUUUUUUCCCAAGUUUUGACCAAAAUAUUUAUAAGAAACAAAACAAUUACCCUGGUGUGCCAAAUGAGAUUCAAGAAGAAAAUGGCAUCAAAUUUCGAUUCCAAGUCUUCAGGAAGGAAAGCUGACCAAUUAACUACAAUAAGAGGAAAGCAGUUUUAUUUCUAUAAGAUAUGACUGAAAAAUAAAAACUAUUUUUAUCUUCUAUUUUAAAUCAAAUAUUGUAUUUUGUGAACUCCCCAGAAAAUCACAUAUGGUCCAAUUACUUCAAAAUUACUUAAAUGUUAUUUUCCACCAGACAAACACAUGUUCAUAUACAAACAUUAAACAACAUAAGUAUUGUUUAAGUAUUUAUCUCUAUGAACUUCUCUAUAUUUAUUUUGUAAUUUUACAGCCUGGGUUUCAUAAAGGAAAGGUGGACUAAAGGCCAUAAUCUUGUUUUGAAGUUUACCUAAAAAGCAUACUGGAGAUUAAAACUUACACAUUCUAACAUUGAAAUGGAACUUUCUGGUCUUGGCACAAAUAAUUCGUUGAGAAUGUGAUCCCCACAAUGUAACACAGUGGUGAUAGCAUGAAGUCAAUUUCUACCCUUGACCUCUGACUAAUACCCACUUUCCCCAGUCACUUGUGGCUGGUUGUCAUUUCUAUAUUUAUAAGAAUAUUUGCCUUUAAACCCUUAGUGCUUAUUGGUAAAUAAUCUAACACACUGUAUAGAUAAUAAUUUUAACUUCAGUAUUAUGUAGGUUCAAUUUGAAUAAAAGCUACUUUCAUUCCAGGUUGUAACCUGAAAUAAUGUGAAAUAGUCCACGAGAUAUAAAUAUUAAAAAAAAGCUCAAACAUAGAAUACAGAACCAUAUAGAGAAUAUGCUUUUAACAAUUUAAUACUUGUGAUCCUGAAACUCACAAGUGCAAUGCUACAUAUAAAAAGAAGGAGCAGAUGGUCAAGCAGAAAUAAGUGCCGAAAAAGUAAUCUCGUCUCUCCCAGUGUUCGAAUCCAAUGUAAACCGGUUUGCAGCGACUCACCAGGCUCAUUAUCUCAUUGCAUCACAAUAUGCUGUCAAUAGAAUUGAAAUUUAUUGAAGGGACUAAAAACAUUAAGCUUCUCCAUCCUACAUGCACGAGAUGCAUUAAUAUUUCAUUUGCCACAUGAAGUUAGAAGCUCUGUCAUUCUUUAUUUUCACAAAACUGAAUUUUGUUCUUAAUAUAAUAUUUUAUAUUAUGGACAAGGUAAAUUGAAUUUGAUUAGACAACUAAAAGUCAAUUUCCUCUGAAUAGAAUGACCCACUUUCUUUAUCUUAUACUGUUAUGUGUGACAGAUUUUUAAAGAUUCAUGGAAAUUGAGUGCUUUUCAAAACAAAUCAAAUAUUCUCUAUUUAAAUUAUAGGGCAGGCUGGAGCAGAGGGUUUGACCCCAGUUCAUUCUUGAGCAUCAACUCAAUCUUCUCGUGUGUGUGCAGUUCUAAAUGCUCCUAGCCGUAAUCCCACCUCUAAAAAAACCUUUCCAGUAGGCGGUUUGACUACUCUAAGCUGCCCAAAAGGAGUGAAGAUGGGUGUGAAUAUGGAUGUUUGCAAAAGGUUUACACAGAAUGGCCUUCAAAAUCAUCAAAUCAAAACUGACCAGGCUACAAAGUGACACGUCAUCACACAUUCUUCAUUCUGAUGAUCAGUGAAGUCUGGAUGAAGCUCUUGAGAUGUAUCAGCAUGGUUUGUUGGCUUUGUGCUUCUCCCAAAUGAUGAACUAUUUAAAUUAUGAAACUUGUACAGUUGUUUCUAAUAAGGUGGACAGUGAGUGUAUAUGUUAUAUGAUUUUACUGAUAUUUUAGAAAAGGGUAUCAUCCGACUGAUUUUAUACACCAAAGAUUAUAUCUCCGCUUUUACUUUACCUACCUACAUUAAUGUAAUUGCUGAAUAAGCAAAUAUCUGACAUUCAAAACAACUGUGUUCUUAUUGGUUAAAUAUUCUAAAAUAAUAUUUGCAAGUCUGCAAGUAGAAUCUAAGUAGAAAAUCAACACAGCACACGGGUUGCUAAAACAUACAAUGAUUUUUCCACUAGAUGGAGACUUUGAUCAGUGUAAACGUUUGAAGACGCACUUAAUAUUUAUUUAAAGAAUAAUGUGUGAUAAAACAGUUUUUUAUACUAAUUAAUUUAAUCGAUUAGCAAUCUGCUAAAACUUUUUUUAAAUAUUUUUCUAUAAUCUUUUAUAUUCAGGUUUGCCACUUUUUGAUAUCCGAUGGAAAAUGAAAGCACUAAGCACUUCUGUCAUCUUUUAUGCCUGUACUGUAUUAUUCCACACAUGGGAUAUUUACCAACUAAAUAAUAUUCUAUCAUUCUGUGUCCAAGGCAGGAAAUGAGAUAUUUCACUUGUCAUCUGCAUUCAUAUUCUGCUUGUGUAAUCCCCCAUGAUGCCAAACAUUUGUCAGUAAGACCAAGUGAUAUGUUUUAAAUAAAAAAGUAAUACCA
Molecule: messenger RNA, 3511 nt
Organism: Silurus meridionalis
Lineage: Eukaryota; Metazoa; Chordata; Actinopteri; Siluriformes; Siluridae
Product: zgc:153031
Exons: 6
Coding region: 601-1179 (192 amino acids)
Biological process (GO): folic acid metabolic process; dihydrofolate metabolic process; glycine biosynthetic process
Cellular component (GO): mitochondrion
Molecular function (GO): dihydrofolate reductase activity; NADP binding
Source: RefSeq, a predicted model, not a curated record